Molecule: messenger RNA, 652 nt
Organism: Sipha flava (yellow sugarcane aphid)
Lineage: Eukaryota; Metazoa; Arthropoda; Insecta; Hemiptera; Aphididae
Product: cuticle protein 19-like
Exons: 4
Coding region: 101-451 (116 amino acids)
Cellular component (GO): extracellular matrix
Source: RefSeq, a predicted model, not a curated record
CGCGUACAAUAGAUACUCACCAUCGACCGAUCUAGAACGUGCGUAGUUCCACCAGUCCUCCAUUAUCUUCAGUGUUCGUUUUUAAACAAAAACAGCCAACAUGCUAUCAAAGGUUAUUGUCGGUUCUUGCGUUCUGCUGUACGUCGGUUUGAGCACGGUGCGGUCGUAUCCUCAAGGAUACGGUGGCGGACACGAUGACGAAGAGCACGUGGAUUACUAUGCCCAUCCCAAGUAUUCUUACAAGUACGGCGUACAAGAUCCUCACACAGGUGAUUACAAAACCGCGCAUGAAUACAGAGAUGGCGAUGUGGUAAAGGGAUCGUACACCGUGCAAGAACCCGACGGUACCCUUAGAACCGUUGAGUACGUAGCGGACAAGGAAAACGGUUUCAACGCUGUCGUCCAUAAAUCCGGUCACGCCAACCAUCCUGAUCAUUACGAACAAUAUUGAUGUUUCUAAAGACUUUAUUUUCAGGUCAUCUACUCCGAGGCAAGUUUGACUGCCAAAUUCUACAUUAAUAUUCCAACAUCAAUGGACACAUGAAAGCAAUAAUCUAACAAUCUAGUCCUUAACUUGUUCGACUUGUUUGUGUCAGAAAAACUUUCAUAUAUUAUAUUAUUAUAUCUUUAUCUAAUUAUUACUAUUUUUAUA